Molecule: messenger RNA, 3262 nt
Organism: Triticum dicoccoides
Lineage: Eukaryota; Viridiplantae; Streptophyta; Magnoliopsida; Poales; Poaceae
Exons: 3
Coding region: 1-1140 (379 amino acids)
Biological process (GO): regulation of DNA-templated transcription
Molecular function (GO): double-stranded DNA binding
Source: RefSeq, a predicted model, not a curated record
AUGCUCCGCCUCAGGUGCUGCAUCCUCACCCAGCUUCUCUCAUCUCCCUCCUCCCAGCUCCACCGCCUCUUCUCCGCCGCCGCGCCCGCCGUCUCCCCGAACCCUAGCUUCGCCGUGGAGGAGUACCUCGUCGCCACCUGCGGCCUCACCCGACCCCAGGCCCUCAAGGCCUCAGCCAAGCUCUCCCACCUCAAGUCCCCUUCCAAGCCCGACGCCGUCCUCGCCUUCCUCGCCGGCCUCGGCCUCUCCGCCGCCGACAUCGCAGCCGCCGUAGCCAAGGACCCGCAGCUGCUCUGCGCCAAAGUGGAGAGUACCCUGGCCCCCGUCGUCGCCGGGCUCACCGGCCUCGGUCUCUCGCGCUCUGAGAUCGGGCGCCUCGUCCCGCUCACCGGUGCCACUUUCCGCUGUAAAUCCAUCAUCACCGGGCUGCAUUACUGCUUGCCCCUCUUCGGCUCCUCCGAGAACCUCCUUCAAGCCCUCAAGAGUGGAUCGGUUCUCUCAUCCGACCUCGAGCGGGUGGUCAAGCCCAAUGUCGCCUUCAUGCGCGAGUGUCGGCUAGGUGUCUGUGAUAUUGCCAAGCUCUACGCACAUACGCCAUCGCUGCUCAACAUCAGCACGGAACGCAUCCGGACAGCAGUGGCAUGCGUUGAAGGUCUUGGUGUAUCCCGUGGAUCCCCGAUGUUCAGACAUGGAUUACAAGCUGUUGCAUUCCUCAACGAGGAGAAAAUCACCACCAAGGUAGAGCACUUGAAGGAAACAUUCAGGUGGUCGGAUGCCGAGGUGGGCAUUGCCGUUUCUAAGGCUCCAACGUUGCUGACGAGGACUAAGGAAUCGCUGCAGCGCAGGUCUGAGUUCCUCAUCUCUGAGGUGGGCCUAGAGCCAACAUACAUAGCACAUCGGUCGGUAAUGCUCACUUACAGCCUGGAGGGCCGGCUGAGGCCCCGGUACUACGCUGUAAAGUUUCUCAAGGAAAAUGGAUUGCUCAAGGGCGGCCCGAGCUACUCUACUGUUUUCAAUGAGACCGACAAGGUAUUCAGGGAGAAGUACAUAUGCCCUCACAAGGAAGCUGCACCACACCUCCAAGAGGACUAUGAUGCCGCUUGCAAAGGGGAAGUGCCAACCAAUUUCAGAUUCACAUGAGCCAAGAAUGGGCAUAUGUAACUGUGUGCUGGUUGCCUGCUGUUGUAUGACUGUUAGAUGCUGGGUUUGGUCGUUGCUAACGUGUGAUGGAAUCAUGGAAUUGAUAGUUUGAUCCCUGAAUACUGAUAUGUAAUGCAGCAGAGAAGAAAGCAUUGAUUGGUUAUGAACUUUUUUGUCCUCAUUCAUGUUUUUAAACACACAUAUUGAAAGUGUGAGAUCAGGCCAUGGAGGAGGGCUCACUUGUACAGGUUAUCUGCGAAACAUCGAACUCUCACAUUGAGGAGGGUUGGCAUCAUUUAAGUUUAAGGUUAUGGAAAGGCUCCCCGGGGUAAGAAUUGAUUUUGUUGGUGGACCUUAAAGAUGCACCAUUAGUCAACUGCCAACUAUUUGUUGUUUUGAGUAAGACACAACCCUGUUGAAGUCUUACAAGUAUUUUUCCUACUAGGUUUCACUAAGAUUUUGUCGCUUUGUUGGCAACGAUAAAGAAUAUUUUGCUGCAGUCCAUGCUGUAAAUCUAUAUGAUGCAUCAUACACUAGAGUGUUUAUAUGUUUCUUCAGGUUUUUUUGAACUAUGAUGAUAUUGAAGCUCAACUAUACAUUGACCUUGACUUGUUCUGCCCAGCGAAUAUCAUAAAACCAUUCCCCUUAUAAGUAGUGAUUGUUAUGAAUGCUAGCAGAUGCCUCUUUCACUGUUUUCAUAUAUCUUAUAGUUCCCGUGUGCGUAUUUAGAUCUGUAACUAAAAUGCUAGGAUGCACAAGUUGACAUUUUGCAAUUGGCCAAGCAAACCAUUAAGUUUGUUAGUCUACCUCUUUUGUCAACGGUAAAGUUUAUUAGUCCACCUCUUUUUUCUGAUGUUGCCAACUCUCUUCAUGAUGCAACAAUGGUUUAGCCUGGUGCUGUGGAAGUGUCGUGUCACAUAUAGCGUAGUUUUAGAAUCUUGAAGAAUUUUAAACAGAGGAAUAGUAGAUAUGCUGUAUACCUCAAACUAAAAUAUAAGAAGCAAGCUAUGUAAUGAUGGUGCACAUGUGUUUCUGAUGUGAGGCUGUAGAUGUUGGAAAUGGAGGAAAUGAGAUCUCAGGUAGUCAGGCAUGUGCUUGCAGUUGCAGAAACAUCAUUGGACAAAUUACUGUUCUGUAUGAACUGCUCCUCUUGUUUUACUUUAUUCUAAUUUCUUAGGUGUGGAAAUCUCUCUGCCAUGAAGGCCGCUGACCCUUGUCUCGCUCCCCGGCGGCGGGCUGGUUCAGUUUCUAUCAGGCGCACACAGAGCAGAGGAAAACGAACAGAGUACUAGUGCAGUUCUGGAGAAACAGAGAGACAAACAGGUGAGAUGGCAGAGAAUAGUGGUGUCCGUGUCACUUGCAGGAAGAUUGCACAAAACGGAAGUGGUUAUGAACCAAACUUCGGCAAGACCCUAGAAGAGGUAUCUAUUUGGUCCAUAGAAUGAAACUGCAAGAGGUACCAGUUUCUCUCUUUUCACUUCAUAUUGGACAAUUCUGUUAAGGUGCAUUAGGAUCAGGUGAUUAUUAUUCGGUUGGAUGUAAUCUCCGCCAUUUUGUUCUUGUAAUAGCAAUGCUAAUGCUGAGAUCCUGUUUUUUUUGUUUCGAAGGGCAAAUUAGGGCAACAGGACAAAUUCUACUAUGAUGAAAAGUUGAAGCGACGGGUAUAGGAAGAAGUAACAACAUCAACUCAUCCCUGCAGUUCAACAGUUUGACAGGUGGUGGCUUUUCCGGCAAACCUGUAGCAAGUUCAAACCGAAAGGGGCUCGCUGUUCACGGCGAAUCAAGCGGAUGCCUGCAAGAGAUGGACAGGUUUGCCCUCUGAUUUCGAAUGGAACUCCCUGAAACCGCACUAAAACCAGGGUGUAGCACAAUCUUGGGGUUUUCCGAGUGUUUCGCCGGUUAUUUUGCAGCAUGUAUAGAUAAUUCACCCUUGAUUUUGUCUUUUAGUUUUCCUGGCGAAAAGGAAAAAAGAAAAGAAAAGAAGAGAAGAUAAGAGAGGGAUGAUGUGUGUUUUCUAGCGUAAGGAAGGAAAACUUGCUUGGCUACAUCGUGCUAGAAAAUUGUUGAUGUCAUGUACUACAUCUGCACCCUUCCAUAAUCCACACCAUGGUGUAUUAUCCUU